GCGGACGAGGGCCGCUGGGCCCGGCCGGCUGAGGGCGCGGCCGCUCCGGAGAGGCGAGAGGGAGCGGCCCCGAAAUGGCCCGGCGAGCGGGCGCUUUGGCGGUGGGCGCCCUACGCGUGGGACAGCCCCGGGACGAGUAGCUGGCCGACGCCAGAUGGACCUUGAUCCGCGCCGCGGCACCGCGUUCGUGCCAAGCCAAGACUAGAAGGGCACGGGCGGAGCGCGCUCUGGGGGCGCCCGGAGUUCCAGGCCCCGCUCGCCCGCCGGGCCAUGAAGAUGAUCCUGGUGCGCAGAUUCCGCGUGCUCAUCCUGAUGGCGUUCCUGGUGGCCUGCGCGCUGCACAUCGUGCUGGAUCUGCUGCCCAAGCUGGAGCGGAGCGGAGCGCAGCCCUCGGGGGAACCCGGCUGCUCCUGCGCGCAGCCCGCGGCCGAGGCGGCGGCACCCGGCUGGGCCCAGGCGCGCGGACGCCCGGGGGAGCCCCCGGCAGCAGCCUCCGCCGCCGGCGACGCGGGCUGGCCCAACAAGCACACACUGCGCAUCCUGCAGGACUUCAGCUCCGACCCUUCCUCCAACCUCACGUCCCACUCGCUUGAGAAACUGCCACCCGCAGCCGAACCGGUCGAGGGCGCCUUGCCGGGGCAGGAUCCCGGCGCCCUGCGACCCUUAGACCCCGGUCACCGGCCGCUGCUCAGAGGCCACGGGACGCGUGGACCUGUGCCGCCCCCCGGCCCGAGCGGGGACGGCUCCCUCCUGGCCAGGCUGUUCCAGCACCCACUGUACCAGGCAGCCAUUCCGCCGCUAACGGAGGACGAUGUCCUCUUCAACGUGAACAGCGACAUCAGGUUCAACCCCAAGGCGGCGGCGGCGGCGGCGGAGAACCCAGACUGGCCACACGAAGGUCCUGAGGAUGAAUUCCUACCCACAGGGGACACGGCCGUGGACUCCUAUCCCAACUGGCUCAAAUUCCACAUCGGCAUCAACCGCUAUGAGUUGUACUCUCGACACAACCCAGCUGUGGAGGCCCUGCUGCGUGACCUCGGCGCCCAGAAGAUCACCAGUGUUGCCAUGAAGUCGGGGGGCACACAACUCAAGCUCAUCAUGACCUUCCAGAACUACGGGCAAGCACUGUUCAAACCCAUGAAGCAAAUGAGGGAGCAGGAGACACCCCCUGACUUCUUCUAUUUCUCCGAUUACGAGAGGCACAAUGCAGAGAUCGCUGCCUUCCACCUGGACAGGAUCCUGGACUUCCGCCGGGUCCCUCCCGUGGCUGGUAGGAUGGUCAACAUGACCAAGGAGAUCCGGGACGUCACGCGGGACAAGAAGCUGUGGAGAACCUUCUUCAUUUCCCCAGCCAACAACAUCUGCUUCUACGGGGAGUGCUCUUACUACUGCUCCACGGAGCACGCCCUGUGCGGGCGGCCAGACCAGAUCGAGGGCUCGCUGGCCGCCUUUCUGCCUGACCUGGCCCUGGCCAAGAGGAAGACCUGGCGGAACCCCUGGCGACGCUCAUACCACAAGCGCAAGAAGGCAGAGUGGGAAGUAGACCCUGACUACUGCGAGGAGGUGAAGCAGACGCCCCCCUACGACAGCAGCCACCGCAUCCUGGACGUCAUGGACAUGACCAUCUUCGACUUCCUCAUGGGAAACAUGGACCGCCAUCACUACGAGACCUUCGAGAAGUUUGGGAACAAAACGUUUAUCAUCCACUUGGACAAUGGGAGAGGGUUUGGAAAAUACUCCCACGACGAGCUUUCCAUCCUGGUGCCUUUACAGCAGUGCUGCAGGAUCAGGAGGUCCACGUACCUGCGGCUGCAGCUCCUGGCUAAGGAGGAGUACAAGCUGAGUCUGCUGAUGGCCGAGUCCCUGCGUAGGGACCGCGUGGCCCCCGUCCUGUACCGGCCGCACCUGGAGGCUCUGGACCGGCGGCUGCGCGUCGUGCUGCAGGCGGUCAGGGACUGCGUGGAGAAGAACGGGCUGCCCGGUGUCGUGGAGGACGACCUCAGCCCCGAGCACAGAGCCUCUGCUGGGAGGUAGUGACCGUGAGCCGUGGCCAGGCCAGCUGCCGGGGCACACGGGCCAACGCAGGAGCGGACGGGCUGCCCGGGGACGCGUGUCCUCACUUUCCAGACCAGGGCGGGCCGGCGGGAGCGCACUCCGCCCCCGUGGACAGAGGCGGCCUGGCGGCGGCCCACCACCCUUUUGUAUGGAAAGGAAGCCUUUACUUACUAUUUUGUAUUUAUACCUGGUGUAAAUGUACAUAAAUAGAGACAUCUAUGCAGACCCCGACCACCCAGCAAGUCACACGGAGGGCCACCCGGCAGGGCCAAGUGCCCCUGCGAAGGGCUCCCCCUCUGGACCGAACGUACAGUAAAAACUCUCCUCCCUGCCUGGGGCUGAGGUGUCUGGGGCUGCAGGAGGCUCCUGAGGCUGUCACGGACUCCCGUCGACAGAUGAACACCGUGUAGCUUUCGGGCGACGUGAAGGACCAAUCGUUACCUGGCUGCCCGGGCUGCCUCGGGGCACCUUCUGACUUGCUUCGGAAGCCUGUGCACGUGUGUGACACAGUCAUGUGGCCGGGCAGCUGGUUACUUUCACGGCAUCUUCGUGGAAGAGUUUGCAAUGUGGUAAAGGUGCAAUAAAGAUUCAGCAAGUG
This is a messenger RNA of Globicephala melas (long-finned pilot whale), 2653 nucleotides long. It is a transcript of the gene FAM20C, whose product is annotated as FAM20C golgi associated secretory pathway kinase. The record is from RefSeq and is a predicted model, not a curated record. Gene Ontology annotation, biological process: enamel mineralization; protein phosphorylation. Gene Ontology annotation, molecular function: protein serine/threonine kinase activity. Lineage: Eukaryota; Metazoa; Chordata; Mammalia; Artiodactyla; Delphinidae. Gene Ontology annotation, cellular component: Golgi apparatus.